UUCAUUAUGCACGCUAAGAAAACUGCAUUUGUUGUGGAGCACGAUUUUAUAAUGGCUACCUAUCUUGCUGACCGAGUAAUUGUUUUUGAUGGAGAGCCAUCUGUACAUGCCACUGCUAGAAAACCACAAAGCUUACAAGAAGGCAUGAACCGGUUCUUAAAGAUGCUUGAGAUCACAUUCCGUCGUGAUAGUGAGUCGUAUCGACCUCGAAUUAACAAAAAGGAUUCGAUGAAAGAUAUCGAGCAAAAGAAGAGUGGUCAAUUCUUCUUUUUGGAUGAAGCUUAG
Strongylus vulgaris is the source of this 285-nucleotide messenger RNA. The record is from the annotation of a GenBank genome assembly. NCBI's taxonomy places the organism in Eukaryota, Metazoa, Nematoda, Chromadorea, Rhabditida, Strongylidae.